Spirodela intermedia is the source of this 435-nucleotide messenger RNA. Lineage: Eukaryota; Viridiplantae; Streptophyta; Magnoliopsida; Alismatales; Araceae. The record is from the annotation of a GenBank genome assembly.
AUGGAGGUCAACAAGGCGGCGCCGCCGGCUGCGGCGGCGGCGGCGGAGGAGGAGGAAGAGGCCAGAAUUCUCAACGGCGAGCACGGCGGCGGCGACAGUGACGAGGAGGUGGUGGCGGAGGAGGAGGAGGAGGUUGAGGAGGUGAAGGACGAUGAGGACGGUGAUAGCGGAGACGAUGACGACGUGGAAGACGUUGACGAGGUUGAGGAGGACGUCGAGAACGUGGAAGAGGAGGACGACGAUGACGACGUGCAGGAGAUCUUCCCGCCGGGAAGCGGCGUUCCACAGGUGGCGUUGGACGAGGAAGAGGACGACGAAGAGGAAGAGGAGGGGGACGAGGAUGAGGGGGGCGGCGGAGACGACGGCGACGACGACGACGACGACGACGACGAAGAAGAAGAAGAGGUAGAAGAAGAGGUUUGUAUGCCGAAUUGA